Molecule: messenger RNA, 2147 nt
Organism: Annulohypoxylon maeteangense
Lineage: Eukaryota; Fungi; Ascomycota; Sordariomycetes; Xylariales; Hypoxylaceae
Exons: 3
Coding region: 751-1911 (386 amino acids)
Biological process (GO): regulation of transcription by RNA polymerase II
Cellular component (GO): nucleus
Molecular function (GO): DNA-binding transcription factor activity, RNA polymerase II-specific; RNA polymerase II transcription regulatory region sequence-specific DNA binding
Source: RefSeq, a predicted model, not a curated record
UGUAUACCGUCACCCCCCGUGGACUAGAGAAUGUAACCCAGAAGUCCAACCAAAGGGAACACCCCCAUUUGUGAAUUGACUUGCAAUACUCAAUCGUAAAGAUGAUAUUCCACAAACCUAAAACCUCUUUCAUAAGAUCAUUUUUCAAUGGGGGACUUCGUCCCACGAGACUAAUCCUGCUCAAAGAUAUUUUCUAUCAUUCAAUCUAUCAAGGUUUAGUAGUUGCCUUGUAAAUAUAUUUUUAUAGAUAGGAUUUCCCUUAAACAUCCUCAACGAAUUCUUUCCUUGCUAAUGGUCCAAUGACAGGUGCAGCUUGCUACUAGCUUAAAUCCCCUCAUACAUGCUUACCUAAUAUAACAGUACUAAUAGUACAUUCAAGGUAAUCGCACCUACCUUCAGACAUUGAAGAGGUGGUGAAAUAGCAGUUUGAAUCGGAAGGCACGCUAAAUAUAGUGACUACAUGAAGGGAAAGUUUGCUGUUUUGAUGAAUGGUAUGAGAAGGUGCCAUAGACCCCUCUGCUUCCCCUUUUCUCUAGCAUAAAUUUUCUUUGUAAAUUACCUGGGAAAACUUAUUUCUCUAAAACUUCCACAACCUAGGUAUCAUAGAUCUUAUAAAUGUCCCUCUAUCUCUUCAAUAUCUAGAGUCUCACUCACACACGUCUACUCUAUCAAGUCAGAUCUUCAGCUAGUCAUUUGUCCUCCUUCUUCAAUAGUACUUCAUCCAGCCAAAUAUCCUAAUACUGAGGAACAAUGUCAGGUCAACCCAACUCUUCCUACACUCCUCCUAUGCCACGGUGCCCAAAAUGUAGGGCUACCUUCCUUGAUGGCGAGUUUCUCCGUUCUCAUCAGCACCAAGCAGGCCACUUAAUGUGUGGCUCAUGCGAGGCGUCGUUCCACACAAUCGACGCCUUGUUCACCCAUCGUAAGAAUGAUCACAAGGCCGCCCAAGACCUGACAUGUCCUGGCUGUACUAAGAAAUUCACGAAUACCAGCAGAUGGAUAUAUCACAUCGAGUCAGGUCAAUGUUGUUCAAUUUUUCCCUCUGAUAUAUCUCAAGGGAUUGCCACGGUCAUGGAAGCUAUCACAAAGAAUUUGAUAAAGAAUCAGCUCCAGGGCGAAGGGAAUGUCGACUUUUCCGGCCCUUCUCAUAUCACCGAUGCUUGGGGUGAUGGAUGGACGAAUGCCCAGAAUUUAGAUGCCCAGAAGCACCCAAAAGACUUCCCCAAGGUUGGGAAGGAGGAUUUCUAUCAGGAAGGUUCAAAAAAUAUCGACCUGGCCGCCAGUGCAGGUGCCAACAAUCUUGAGCAGAAGACGGGAAACGUCUGGGCUCAGAAGAAGAAUCUUUUCCCAGAGAAAAAAAUGGGUUCAAUUGCAACACCAACACCUCAGUCAUCUUCUUUUGAGAAUCCGGAAGAACCUGCUCUCUUAGGUCAACCCACUGGAAAGCACAUCAUCGACCCAACCCACGAAUACUUUAAUGUGGCAGUGUUCUGGAACCCCAUCUUAGAGACAUACAUUUGUCCUCACAGGAAUUGCAAUUCAAAGUUCGACAAUUCGAAUAAAUUAGUAAGACAUCUAAAGUCCUCUACACAUUCUGGUGUUCGGUUCAAUUGCCCCGGCUGUAGAGCCAUGUACACGUCCGCUUCUUCAUGGGUCCAGCACGUUGAAACUGUUAGCUUAUCGAAAUGCCGCAUUAGAGAGUCGCGUGAAAUCUAUGGAUACGCAUUGAAGGAAAUUACUCAUGGCGCUCUAGACGUUGAUACUAUUGUCGAGCUUCCCAAUGCUACGGCCAAGGUGAAGGUCGUGGAAGACUGGGCUAAGGCAAAAAAGCCUGUCAAGAAUGAUUUCGUGCCAGGAACCAACGAAUAUGCUAACGCCAAACAAGCCGAGGCAUUGAAGAGACGCGCUUAAUGGAAUCUGGGGCGGAAUCAAGGACCUGAGCGAGUUAUGAACUAUUAUGCUACUUUUGAGGAAGUGGUUUUUUCCCCCGAUCUGACAUCCAUGGAUAAUCGCUGGUAUUUGCGCUUAGUGCUUCUAUCAUGCGCUCGCAAUUUCUUCAUUUCUCUAGAAAUCAUGCGUAUUUAGAGUAGUGACGCAAUAUUUAUUCUAGCUUGAGAUAGAUUGCUAAUAAAUCGAUAUAUUUCCCC